This is a messenger RNA of Drosophila ananassae, 1648 nucleotides long. RefSeq names its product probable cytosolic Fe-S cluster assembly factor GF22738. Gene Ontology annotation, biological process: iron-sulfur cluster assembly. Gene Ontology annotation, cellular component: cytosolic [4Fe-4S] assembly targeting complex. Bases 144 to 1574 code for a protein of 476 amino acids. NCBI's taxonomy places the organism in Eukaryota, Metazoa, Arthropoda, Insecta, Diptera, Drosophilidae. Gene Ontology annotation, molecular function: 4 iron, 4 sulfur cluster binding. The record is from RefSeq and is a predicted model, not a curated record. The transcript has 4 exons.
UAGGUCACUCUAAUGCAGGCAGUGUAAAUGUUUGCAUUGAUAAUUUACACCGGAUAUAAUGGAAAAUCCAUAAUUUCUUGCCAUCACCUUUAUUUUUAUUGACAAAAAAAAAGUUCAACAUUAAGGAAAUUUUGUCUUUAAACAUGUCAAGGUUCAGUGGGGCCUUGCAGCUCACUGAUAUAGACGAUUUUAUCACGCCUGCUCAGGAAUGCAUAAAGCCCAUACCCAUUAAUAAGAAAAAUUCAAAAUCUGGAGCAAAAAUAAGUGUGCAAGAAGAUGGUUAUUAUGAGGAAUCUGGGACCGGGAAGCAGAAACUUCAGAAGCUGGAAAUUACUCUUCAAGACUGUUUAGCCUGUUCCGGCUGCAUAACAUCCGCGGAGGGAGUAUUAAUAACGCAGCAGAGCCAAGAGGAGCUUCUCAAGGUGCUGCAUGAAAACAAAAAAUUAAAAGCAGAGGAAGACAAUAACCUGUCGCGUACAGUUGUGUUCUCCGUAGCCACGCAGCCACUAAUAAGCUUAGCUUAUCGUUAUAAAAUAAGUGUGGAAGAAACAGCACGCCACCUAGCCGGAUACUUUCGCAGUUUGGGGGCAGAUUACGUACUUAGCACUAAAGUUGCUGAUGAUUUAGCACUGCUCGAAUGCAGAAAUGAAUUUUUGGAGAAGUACAGAGAGAAUAACGAUUUGACUAUGUUUAGUUCUUCUUGUCCGGGCUGGGUUUGCUAUGCAGAAAAGACGCACGGAAAUUUUAUUCUGCCGCACAUAGCAACUACAAGGUCUCCUCAGCAAAUAAUGGGCGUAUUAGUAAAACAAUAUUUGGGAAAAAAGCUAAAUUUGCCGGCGUCGCGAAUUUACCAUGUGACGGUAAUGCCUUGCUACGACAAGAAGCUGGAAGCUUCCCGUGAAGACUUUUUCAGCGAGGUAAAUGCUUCGCGUGACGUGGACUGCGUGAUAACUUCAGUUGAAGUGGAGCAAAUGUUGCUCGAAGUUGACCAAACUUUACCGGCCCAAGAACCAGCCGAUUUAGACUGGCCAUGGUGGGAUGAAAGGCCCGAAUUAAUGGUCUAUUCACAUGAAUCUACAUACUCUGGUGGUUAUGCAGAGCACGUUUUUAGGUUUGCCGCACGAGAGCUGUUUAACGAUGCCCGGCCAAUUCAGCUACAAAUAGACCAACCUAGGAAUCGUGAUUUAAAAGAAUUUUUUCUCGAAAAGGAUGGAAUAGUGCUUCUUCGUUUUGCCAUUGCCAAUGGAUUUAAAAAUAUUCAGAACCUAGUGCAAAAACUGAAGCGUGGUAAGGGCUCCAAGUUUCACUUUGUCGAGAUUAUGGCCUGUCCCUCAGGUUGCAUAAAUGGUGGUGCUCAGGUUCGUCCUAUUAGUGGCCAGCAUGUACGAGAGCUUACCCAAAAAUUGGAAGAGUUAUAUACAAAGCUUCCUCGCUCUCAGCCUGAUAACAUAGGAACAAAAAAAUUGUACGACGACUUUUUCGAUGGAUUUGGCACCGAUAAAUCUCACAAUCUUCUGCACACUAGCUAUCACUCUGUAGAUAAGCUUAUCCCGGCCCUUAAUAUUAAGUGGUAACGUUUUAAAUAUGAUUUACUUUCAAAAUAUUGUUAUGCGGAUUUUAAAUACUUUAACGAUUAUGUUACCCUCUA